This is a messenger RNA of Lepus europaeus (European hare), 3898 nucleotides long. It is a transcript of the gene RAB11FIP3, whose product is annotated as RAB11 family interacting protein 3. Gene Ontology annotation, biological process: endocytic recycling; regulation of cytokinesis. Gene Ontology annotation, cellular component: endocytic vesicle; recycling endosome membrane; cleavage furrow. The record is from RefSeq and is a predicted model, not a curated record. Bases 1 to 2262 code for a protein of 753 amino acids. Gene Ontology annotation, molecular function: calcium ion binding. The transcript is spliced from 15 exons. NCBI's taxonomy places the organism in Eukaryota, Metazoa, Chordata, Mammalia, Lagomorpha, Leporidae.
AUGGAGCCGGGCCGGCCGGCCUCCCCUCCGGGCCCCGACUCGGAGCCGGGCGCGUCCGCCGGGCCGGCCCCGGGCCCCUCGGAGUGCGCUGAGCCGGCCCCGGGGCUGGAGGACCCUCAGGACAGCGGGCCGCCCAGCCGCGGCGCGCGGGGGCGGGAUGCCGGGGCCCCGAGCCUCCUGGCCCGCCAGGCCGCCUGCCCGGACCCCGACCCGCGUUCCGAGAUGGCGUCCCCGGAGCCCGACCCGCCUUUCUCCUGGACCGAAGGCCCGGACGACUGUGGUCUGCCGCCUUGCCCGGAGAGCCCGGCUUUCUGCGUGCAGGCUCCGGCUCUCAGCUUCGGUGUGCGGGACGCGGCCGGCCUGUUCCCCGCCUUCCCCGCGCCUGCGGCGGACGAGCUGGCGCCGGAGGUGGGUCGGGCGUCCCCGGAGCAGCCCCUUCCUGGCGAGCCCGCGGGGUGUCCGGAGGACGGCCCCCGCCUGCGAGCGGUGUUCGACGCCCUGGACGGGGACGGGGACGGCUUCGUUCGCAUCGAGGACUUCGUCCAGUUCGCUAUGGCCUACGGGGCCGAGCAGGUGAAGGACUUAACUCAGUACCUGGAUCCCAGUGGGCUCGGUGUGAUGAGUUUCGCAGACUUCUACCACGGGAUCACGGCCAUCAGGAACGGAGAUCGCGAUGGACAGCUGUGCGGUGUGCCCCCUGCCCAGGACGGAGAGCCCUCUGCCUGCCCCGUCGAGUUCGAUGACUUCGUCACCUAUGAGGCCAACGAGGUGACAGACAGUGCCUACAUGGGCUCUGAGAGCACCUACAGUGAGUGUGAGACCUUCACCGAUGAGGACACUGGCACCCUGGUACACCCCGAGCUGCAGCCUGCAGGGGACGCAGACAGCGCAGGCGGCUCGGCCGCACCCUCCGAGUGCCUGGACACCAUGGAGGAGCCUGGCCAUGGUGCUCUGCUGCUGCUCCCUGGCAGGUCUCACCCACGUGGCCAGUCUGUUGUCAUGGUGAUCGGCAGUGAGGAGCAUUUCGAGGACUAUGGGGAAGGCAGCGAGGUGGAGGUGUCUCCAGAGACCCUCUCUGAUGGGGAGCUCAUCGGCAAUGAUCCUGCUUUCCUCACCCCCAGCACCGGCCCACUUGCUGCCAAGCUGCACAGCAUCCUCACUGAUGAGGCUUUUGAGUUUUACUGUAGCCAGUGCCACAAGCAGAUCAACCGCCUAGAGGACCUUUCUGCUCGCCUGAGUGAUCUUGAAAUGAAUAGUCCGACGAAGCGGCUCUCCAGCAGGAAGGUGGCAAGGUACCUGCACCAGUCAGGGGCCCUGACCAUGGAUGCCCUGGAGGACCCUCCGCUGGAGCCUGCCGAGGGCCUAGAGGAGGACAUUGCCCACAAGGUGGUCUUCCUGGAGAGACGCGUGUCAGAGCUGGAGAAGGACACCGCAGCCACCGGGGAGCAACACAGCCGGCUUCGGCAGGAGAACCUCCAGCUGGUGCACAGAGCCAACGCCCUGGAGGAGCAGCUGAAGGAGCAGGAGCUGCGAGCCUGCGAGAUGGUCCUGGGGGAGGCCCGGCGGCAGAAGGAGCUCCUGUGCAGGCUGGAGCGGGAGAAGAGCAUCGAGAUCGAGAACCUGCAGGCCAGGCUGCAGCAGCUGGAUGAGGAGAACAGUGAGCUCCGGUCCUGCACGCCCUGUCUGAAGGCCAGCAUUGAGCGCCUGGAGGAGGAGAAGCGGAAGUUGCUGGAUGAGAUCGAAGAGUUGACUCUGCGGCUCAGGGAGGAGCAGGAGAAGAAGAGGAAAAUGGGAGACAAGCUGAGCCACGAGCGGCACCAGUUCCAGAGGGACAAGGAGGCGACCCAGGAGCUGAUCGAGGACCUCCGCCGGCAGCUGGAGCACCUGCAGCUCUUCAAGCUGGAGGCCGAGCAGCGGCGGGGCCGCAGCAGCAGCGCAGGCCUGCAGGAGUACAACACCCGCGCCCGAGAGAGCGAGCUGGAGCAAGAGGUCCGCAGGCUGAAGCAGGACAACCGGAGUCUGAAGGAGCAGAACGACGAGCUGAACGGGCAGAUCAUCACGCUGAGCAUCCAGGGCGCCAAGAGCCUCUUCGCCACGUCCUUCUCCGAGUCUCUGGCCGCAGAGAUCAGCUCCGUGUCCCGUGACGAGCUCAUGGAAGCGAUUCAGAAGCAGGAGGAGAUCAACUUCCGCCUGCAGGACUACAUUGACAGGAUCAUCGUGGCCAUCAUGGAGACCAACCCGUCCAUCCUGGAGGUCAAGUAGGGGCAGGAAGGCCCAGCCUGCGCUGGAGCUGGGACUCCACCAGCACCCUGCAGUGGCUGCGUCACACACGGGGACUGAGACCAGCAAGUGCCAUGGCCGUCCCAGCCCGGAGCACGCAGGGAGCCCUCGUGCAGCUGGGCUGGGGCACACAGGGCAGUGGGGGAGGGGGAGGCAGGCCAGCCCCCGGGACGGGAGCCCACAGCAGGUGAGGGUGUGACUGGGCUGCUGUCGGCUCUGCCCGCAGCGGCUCACCUGAGAAUGCUCCCGUUCUGCCCGGCAGAGGCUCCUGAGCCUCUGCAGGGGUGUGGGGGUGGUUUCCCAGGCUGCGGUGAGCCCCUCUUGGCAGGCCCCUUCUCCCACUGUCCAACCCUGUGGGUAAGAAAGGAAGAAAACGGGUCCCCACCCAAGGUGCUGCCACCCGCACCCGCCCCACAAGUGCCCUGAUCAGAGCCACCCAAGCCGGCCACUGCUGGCUGGUGUACGGUGGUGGGGGAAGGGCAGGCCGGCGCGGCCGGCACCUGUCGGGUCUGGCCAGGAGCCACAGGCCCCGCCAUGCUCCCUCAGGCCACUUGGGCUCAGCCUUGGCCCCAGGAUCCUCCCGGCCACACAGCCAUUUGAGUGGCCUGACCGUGGCCGCAGUAACUCUCGGGGGCUCUGACUGUCCUGGGGAGGGCCAGGCAGGAGCCCGUGGGGACCCUGUGCUCUGAAACCAGCGCCCGAGAUUCCUGCUGGUGGAACUCGCUCCCGGAUGGGUGGAUACCACUGGCCCCUCUGGCUCGCUGGUGCAGGUGCUGCUUCUCCAUGGAUGUGGCCUCGCCUGGCCUCCUGGAGUCCACACUCUCUCCAGGCAAAGUCCACGUGUCCUAGGCUGAGUCCAGAUGUGUUCUCCUGGCUCUCUGACGUAGAAAUCAUUGUUCUUCCCCAGGGGUGGGGGAGGAAGACAGGGCAGGCUCUCCAGGGACGUGUGACGCAGAGAGGCUCUGCUCCUGCUGCUGCUGCUGCCGCUGCUUGGUGCCUGCAUUACCCCCGAGCAGCAGCGUCACCUGGACAGGGGCUUCUGAGCCUGCCCCCCCAGCCUCACCGCCCAGGAGCUUCUGUGUGUUCCCGGGGAGGCCCCGUUUGUGUGCACACGCGUGCUGCCCUGUGUCACUCCUUCCGCCGCAGUGUUGUACAUUUCGGGGAAAGCCGUGGGUGUAAAUCACUGUAAACUUGGAGGAGAGAUUUUUCUAUCGUGUAGAGUAGGUAUUUUUUAUAGAUUGAAGGUUGACCAAUUUUUUAAUACUUUCAAGAGAGAAAAUUAUGUGUAUACACAUGAAAAUAUAUAUAUAUAUAUGUAUGUAUAUUAUAUAAAUACUGGAGCCCUGCCUUUCUGUGCCCAGGUCCCGGCCCUAAUGACACGGGCUUGUGUCUGGUUUCUGUCGACCGCUCGGCAGUGUGUCUGUAAAUACAAAUUGCCAGUAGACCAUGGGCGAGCACAGAGCAAGCACCAACCUGCACACUGCGCCCACUUUAAUUGCGUGGAAAAAUGGCUCCUCCUGCCUGGAUGCAGGGGAGUGCUGGCCAGUGCAGUCUCACCCGUCAGCCACCGCAGAUUAAAGCUGUUACUGUACACUCGAUGGCCGGCUCCUUCCUCUUC